UUGAGCCGUACAUCCACCUCGUCAUCAUGUCCCGUGCAGCAAAGGCCACUUUUGCAGCCACCGGCCUCGGCACAGCAAGCAUCAUUUGGUUCGUCCACUGGGCGCAAGAAGCGGAUAGGGCGGCUAUGCACAAAGGUGUCGAGCGAGAUAUGGAGAAACAACGGAUCCGGUUGGAACGUCAGGCCGAAUUUGAAAUGCAAAAGGCCCUCGAGCAGGAGUACCUCAAGCUUCAAACGGUACACAGUACGAACGACGAUUCCAGUACCACGAACAAAACCUCGAAUCCUGGGUCAUGA
Molecule: messenger RNA, 296 nt
Organism: Penicillium salamii
Lineage: Eukaryota; Fungi; Ascomycota; Eurotiomycetes; Eurotiales; Aspergillaceae
Source: the annotation of a GenBank genome assembly